UAAAGGCGUGUGCCACCAGUGCCCAGCCAGUUGGAUUUUUUUGUUUGUUUGUUUAAAAAAAAGAAAGAAAAAUUUAAGAAACAAGUUCCUGUAUCAUGUUAUUAGCCACCAUGAUCAGGUAGCAAGUUUGAGGGACAGCUUUCAGCUACAUGAGACCUUGUCUCCAAAACAAGUAUUACCUAAAAUAAAGGUAGCAGAUGAGAAAACCUGCCAAUAAAAGGAAUGGGAAGACUGAUUUUGGUUUAAGAAUUAUCUUUAUUUAUGUGGUUGGGUGUGUGUAUGUGUAUUCAUGAACUCUUCUAUGGGGGUCAGAAGAAAGCAUCAGGCCCCCUAGAGCUGCAGUUACAGGCAUGUGAGCCACUCUCUGUGGGUGUUCAGAACCAACCAAAGUUUGGUCCUUUGCAAGAAUAGCAGGCUCUCUUAAAAAUCAGUGAGCCAUCUUAGCAGCCCAUGUUAUAGGUUUUAGGUACUAUCUGGUGACAUACUUAGCUUCUAAGUUAGAAGAUAACAGUCUCCUAAAUUGAUACAUUGUGAAGGAUCUUAAGUCAGAUGCAGAGGUGGGUGAUGAAUGGUUAUUAUAAGGGCUAAAGAUGACACAAGAUGAUUUGGACUCUCUAUCUGCUGCAUUCCCAAGUCUUCAUAAUCAUGCAGGCUCUAAUUACUUUGCAUAUAUGUAGCUUUUCCAGGGAACUCCACAGGUUAUAAUCCCAACUCAGCUAUCCAAGACACACAUACACACAGAGGAGAGAAAGAGACAGAUUUGAAAGAGCUGGAUACUAGACUAAUGCAACUACUUGCCAUAAAGCAUCUUAGUCUGUUUGUAUGGUGAUAAUUUAAGAUUCAGUCACUUGGUACUGUCAUAAUUGAGUUUGUAUAAGUAAAUUUUGUGAUAUUCACAAUGACAAGCCCACAUUUUCUGGACUCAUCACAUUGUCAAUUGACACAUGAUUACACAUCAUUUUUUUACAGCCUAGAGUGUGUUACUUGUGUCCAAUUCAUUGGUAGUCCUAGAAAAGGUACAAGAGACCUACUAGUCUUUUCCAUGUUUUCCCUGUUCUGAGAGUUCUAGCCUUCAGUUUUGCUCAUUUGUCAGACAGAAGAUAAGCUCUUGAUGUCUAUAGUUUCUCACUACUUACAUACUAAUCUCUAACCUUCCCAGAUUUCACAAUCUUUGUAAAAGAAGAACUUUGUAUUUGAAUCACGAUCAAUCAGACUUGGUUCUUGAGGUGAAAGCAUUCGUCACUCCUAUUUUUUGCCAGCUCCUUGAAUAUAUCACACUGGUCAUAAAGCUUUCUACUCACAUACCAUUCAAUAAAGAAUGGGUAAUUGGCCUCUACCUAAUUUCAGGUGUCAGGAUCAUAGUACCUCUAGGACAAUAGUAUCUCUCUGCUUCCCAGAGGUAGAAAGAAUCCAACAGAAGAAUCACUUCCCUAGAAAGAGCCACAGUCCACAUUCCUCCUCCUAGUUCCUGUCCGUCAUUUGAGUUUCAUUUCCUGGGACACGGCCCUAAGAUUAAUGUACCUGAAACUUGGGUGAGCGUUAUUCUAAUUAUAUUUUUUAUCAAUGAAAAUUCAGGAAUCAGAUACCGGGGAAAGAACCUGAAGGAAUAGAGAAGAAGAGAAGCUACCAGUCCUCUCCUGCCUGCUCCAUUCCUUCUUCCAGAAGGGCUAAGAUCCCUCUCUGCCCUGCUUUACUACUUCCUGUCCUGUCUGUCUACUAUCCUGCAAAACCUCUGGUUUCUAACCCAGGAACAGACCUCUUUGCUCAUGAAAUGGGAUGAGCCAGAGCUGUUGCAGCCAAUGCUGAACUGAGGGUGACCUCUCUACAGAGAUCACGGUGAUGAAUUCUGCUGCUGCCUGCCUUUGGGACAGCGAGGGUGUCUACUGAAAGAAGAGACCUAAGAAUCUGUCCACCAGUGUUCAAGACCACAGCCUUUUCCCUCUGGUAUUUUCCAGGCCUUAAAACUGCCAAUUAUUGGCUGAAAAGGGCGAACAUCAUGUUCACAACACCUGGCUUGGCAGCGAUUGGGGGGAGGCCUUAUUCCUGCAGUGUAUGUGGCAAGAGCUUUCGGUACAGUGCAGUGCUGCUGCGGCAUGAACGUGCUCACGGUGGUGACAAGCGUUUCCGCUGUCUAGAGUGUGGUGAACGCUGUGCUCGAGCCUCAGACCUGCGUGCACACAGGCAGACCCAUGCUGGCCAGACUCUGUACGUCUGCAGUGAGUGUGGCCAGAGCUUCAAUCACAACAGCCUGCUGGACCUGCACCUAGGAACGCACAGGAGGCGUAGCCGCACCUGCCCUUGUCGCCUCUGCGGCCGUCGCUUCCCUCACGUCCCUGCACUGCUGCUACAUCGGGUCCGUCAGCACCCACCUGAGAAGCCCCACCGCUGCCCACUGUGUACCCGCUCCUUCCGGCAGAGUGCUCUUCCUUUUCACCUGGCACGGGCGCAUCCUCCAGAGACUGAGACUGCCCCUCCCCCCAGCCCGCUCCACCACUGUACACAGUGCCCACGGGCCUUCCGUAGCAGUGCUGGGCUGAGGAAUCAUUCCCGCAUCCACGUAGUCCUCAGCCUCAGCGAUCCUGGCGCUGAGGCUCACCAGUGUAGUGUGUGUGGUAAGAGCUUCAGCAAGAGUUCCACACUCACGCGACACCUCCAGAGGCACUCAGGGGAGAAGCCUUUCAAGUGCCCAGAGUGUGGCAAGGGCUUCUUGGAGAGUGCCACGCUGGUGCGGCACCAGCGAACGCACACUGGGGAAAAGCCAUACUCAUGUAGCGACUGCGGACGCUGCUUUAGUGAGAGCUCCACACUGCUGCGCCACCAGCGCAGCCACCAGGGUGAACGACCGCACGUGUGCCCCACUUGCGGCAAGGGCUUCGGACAGCGAUAUGACCUUGUGGUGCACCAGCGCAGCCACACAGGGGAGAGGCCCUUCCCGUGCCCAGAGUGUGGACGAGGCUUCACAGACCGCUCGGACCUCACCAAACACCUACGCACACACACUGGCGAAAAGCCUUACCACUGUGAGCUGUGUGGCAAGCGAUUCACCUGCAUCUCCAACCUCAAUGUGCAUUUGCGCAAUCACGCAGGCCAUAAACCACACAAGUGCCCAGAGUGUGGCAAGUCCUUCAGUGUUGCUUCCAAGCUUGCACUGCACAGAAAAACACACCUGGGUGAGCGGACAGCAGAGUGCACAGAGUGUGGCAAAUUCUUUAGCCACGGCCGGUCACUGUCACAGCACCAGCGGUCCCACAGACGUGCUCGAGCAGCUGCAAUGGCAGCCACUACCACCACCACUGUAGUCACUGAGGUGACAGUGGGUCCUCCCCUUGCCCUCACAGGGCCGACAGAACAGGAGAAAUCAGGGCUUUUAAUGUCUCCAUUUCAGGAAACUUGCUAAGAGGUAGCUGGGUGAACACACAUUCACCUCAAGGAAGCCAGCCCUCCUGCUGUUGCUAGGUGCUCACCUAGCUUGCCUCCAAACCGAGAUCCCAACUAGCUCUUCCAUCAUCCACCCUUGUAUUCCCCAACCCUGAAUACCAGGAGUCAGGAAGCCAAAACCAAACUCCUGUCCAAGACAAACCAGGUCUGUGGCUGCCACUCUGAUCUCUGUUGUGUGGGCCUGAGCUCAGUUUCUUUCCUGGCUCUUCAGGCAACUUAUUUGGUCAGUUAGGUAUCUUUGCAUCUGCCUGUUAAUCGCUCCUACUUUCUCUUGCUUGAGACACAUAGUUGCAGAGUAUGGUAUGGAAGGGUAGAAUAGCUCCCUUCAUUAAAGGUCUGAGAUCUGUUGCAAGUUACUCCCUUGAAAAGGUAAAAGCAGGUAAAGGCACCAACUGACAACCUGAAUUUGACCCCUUGAGCCCACAUAUGCCAUGGCACAUGUGCGCACACACAAAGAAGUAACUUUUUUUUCCAAUAAAUGACUCUUGGGACAGUUUUCUCUAGCCAGGUAAGAAAUGUUUGCCUUGGGAUGCGGCCCAAGAUUGUGUGGGUUCAUAAAGCCCAUUGACGACAUGUGAAACAAAAGAACGUUAUUUCCAGAUGAAGCUUCAAGGCACAAGGAAACAAGUUCUCUGGAGUCCUGGGCAAGGGCAGGAUGUAAAGUCUGGAAUCGGUCAAUGACUGUUUAUAGCUGGUGAAAUUGUUACUUAUUUGGGUUUGUGAUACCAAGAACUCCUUUGUCAAAAUGAAUUUCAAGUUCUCAUCCCUUUUGGUGAUGGUUUCUUCAUUGCUGUAACAAAAUGCCUGAGAAAAUCAACUUAAAAAUUUAUUUUGGCUCGUG
Messenger RNA from Mesocricetus auratus (golden hamster), 4279 nucleotides. RefSeq names its product zinc finger protein 672 (gene Znf672). NCBI's taxonomy places the organism in Eukaryota, Metazoa, Chordata, Mammalia, Rodentia, Cricetidae. The record is from RefSeq and is a predicted model, not a curated record. Gene Ontology annotation, biological process: negative regulation of transcription by RNA polymerase II; regulation of immune system process; regulation of cytokine production. The coding region runs from base 1997 to 3397 and encodes 466 amino acids. The transcript has 3 exons.